Molecule: messenger RNA, 2142 nt
Organism: Saccostrea cuccullata (small rock oyster)
Lineage: Eukaryota; Metazoa; Mollusca; Bivalvia; Ostreida; Ostreidae
Exons: 5
Coding region: 1-2142 (713 amino acids)
Biological process (GO): G protein-coupled receptor signaling pathway; cell surface receptor signaling pathway
Cellular component (GO): membrane
Molecular function (GO): G protein-coupled receptor activity
Source: RefSeq, a predicted model, not a curated record
AUGGAAAAUGACAUCCCCGUUUUGUUCAUAACUUCAACAGUUGGUGUAGCAUUAGGGGGAAUCUUUAUUCCCGAGGAUUUCCUCUUUCCAACCGUUGACGACUUCAGUGAUUCAGAAAAUCUAACCUCAUGGAUCGAAGAUACAGAGGCAAAAUUCUUGCUCGAGAAUUAUCUUCUGCUAUGCCCUGAACAGGAUAUGUGUCUUGGACCAAAAUUUAGGAGGAACUAUACUUUUAUCCUGCAUCCAUCGUACUUCAUUGAAUAUAUGUCAAUUGAAGAGGGAAAAGAAAGAGGUCCGCCUUUGUCUUGCCUUGAGCCUUUGUGGAAUAAAGACACGGGAAUUAGACUUGGUAAAUCGUACUGGAUGGUUGAUACGUGUCAAAGUGGAGCUACUUGCUUGUCACCUAAAUCUAGAAACAUUACAAAUGCUACGCCAGUGACGUCAUUGUUAACAAAUGAAACGUAUCUUAAUAUCCAGUGCUCAUUAUGCAAUAAUGAAUCAAUUUUAGAUAUGGUUCCUUGGGAAACGGAAAAAAUUUGCAUGAAUCGAUCGGCGCUUUUUUCAAAUGAUAAAUUCGAAACUCUUUACAAAUCUGUGUUUUCAAUAAACCGUUCGGUCUGCAACAUUGGAUUUCAUCCACCAAAGUAUAUUCAAAGGAUAAUAAAUCCCUGUGUAAAAUAUACAGCUCAAAUUGUUCCUACUUGCAACAAACUCCACAGACUAACAGAAGAAACAAAGGCUAUCCUUCGUGACUCUUGUCAGAAAUACUACUUACCCUACAAGACUUCCAAUAACAUUUAUAAAAACAUUUAUUGUGCCCUGUGUGAAAAAGUUGUCUUUGAUCUUACGAUUCAAAAUGACGUAGGCGGAGCAGGAUUCAUCACUUCUAUGCUUUCAUCCUUUACAGCUCUGAUGGAUUUCAAACAAACUGAAAAUGAAGUGAACACAAAAGACACUAAUUGCGCAAAAAAUCAAGUAUUUGACAAAGAAAUGAAUAUGUCGGUACUUCUAUCAUCUCUAAACAGAGAAGUUAAUGUAACUCUUUCUGUUGUUGGGCAAAGAUUUCAUAUCCAUGGCAAUUCUUUAUUCGUUUUCGACAUGGUGAUUGUUGUAGCUGACUGGUAUCGCUGUCCUAAAGUGAAAGUGAAAACAGCAGACGCCAAAUUAAAUGUGUCACACUUUUCUGUAUGUCUAGUAGACUUUCAAGCCUGCUUCUUUUCAAAUCAGUUUAAAGAGGCUCAGGAUAAGCGCAGUGUAGAAAUAUGUCUCGAACAGUACCUUAAAGCUAUCAGCCAAGUAAACAGUCUAACUGAAAUUUCAGAUGACAACUUAAUGAAGUAUUUUUCACUAACAUGUCUCUCUCUCUCCUCCAUUGCUUCUCUGGUUACAAUACUAACGUUUUAUCUCAACAAAUCCAACAGAUCAUUUGCAGAUAACAAUAUCAUUACAUUAGCUGUAUUGUCAGUUUUGGCAAAUACAGUUUACACUUUCUCUAAGUUUUUUCUUUGGAAUAAGUCGUUGUGUAUUGGGAUUGGCAUGAUGGUUCAUUUCAUCUGGCUUUCUGUCAUAUGUUGGAUGAGUUUAUCUACCUUUCAAAUCUUUCAAUCCUUUACUACUUUAUCAGCUCUACAGAAAAAAGAAGGUUUGCGGGUAUUAUUUUUUUUACUGGUUGAUGCCGUUCUAUGUUUGGCAAUAGUUGCUGUGAAUGUUAUUGUAAGCCUUUUCCAAAGUGAAUGGGAGAGUCUUGGCUACUCUCCUCGCACGUGCUACAUUGCGGACCCAAAUAUGACCCUCUUUACUUUUGCACUACCUGUUGGUUUAUUCAUCUGUAUCAAUUCUUUCAUGUUUCUGGUGACAUUAUCUCGGAUUUGUGUAAAGAUCGAUAUAAGAAAGUCAAAGGAAAAGAGUAGAUUAGGUGCGUACUUCCGGCUUUCUACCUUGGUUGGUGUAGCAUGGUUGUUCGGCUUUUUGGCUCAGCUCACUGAAUUACAAUUAUUUUCAGUGUUGCAUACGCUUUUUAACGGUGGUCUUGGCAUGUUUAUAUAUCUAGCUUUUGGUUUACCUCUAAAUCUUAAAUCUGUGUCGCGCAGUCUUGUUGUUAUAGAGAGAAGAAUACGGAAAGUUCUACUGGAAAAUAAAUAA